Sycon ciliatum is the source of this 1759-nucleotide messenger RNA. RefSeq lists its product as uncharacterized. The coding region runs from base 131 to 1171 and encodes 346 amino acids. The record is from RefSeq and is a predicted model, not a curated record. NCBI's taxonomy places the organism in Eukaryota, Metazoa, Porifera, Calcarea, Leucosolenida, Sycettidae. The transcript is spliced from 6 exons.
AUCUGCUGAACCCCAUAUUCCCUCAAAUAAUUAUUUUGUGAUCGCGACUUGAGUCAGUAUUCAGGGAGCUUAUGGUUGAUAGCUUCUCAUCUGGUGGUUGGGAAAGCAGUUUUGUUUUCUUCAUCGUGAAAUGAUCACGGAAGAUGCCCAUCGUGGAAGGAAUUCUCAUCGUCACAACCAAGCUCCGUUGUUGACCAGUCGAGCUGGUCGAAUUUUGUUGACAUGGUUGUGCACAAUUGUAACCACCUUGGGCGCCUAUCAUGUCCCCAAUCACCUUCGAAUGUCAGAGAAGGGCAAGGACUUUGCCUUCUUUGUAUGGACAGCAAGCCUUCUUGGCUGCAUAUUGAUGGUACUUGCUAACUGGAUAUCGCCUCGCAACAGGGUAACCCGGGGUGAAUUGGUCUCUCUAAGUCUGUCAUCUCUCCAUCUUGAGGUGGUAGUUAGUGCGGUUCUUAGAGCUAUUCAAGCCUGGUCCGUGGUGUUCUUCUUGACCUCUGACAAAUUCACAGCGUCUGGUUUCCCCGUGGCAAAUGCGGUUGCAUUUGGUCUAGUUCCUGUCAUGAUCAGCUGGUUUGGCUCUCUAGCGCGCUCAUCGCACUAUGUCCACAGCACUCUUUAUAACCAGAUUACAGCCGUUCUGUUGACGUGCAGUCUGCUGUAUGCGGCGUCUGGUCAAGUUCGAACUGGUUUCUACAUCAGUGACAUGGGUAUUGCGUGCCUCGCAGCCGGAGUGGCCGCGUCAUCUAAGGUGUCCACGUCUUUGGCUGUGGAGAAUCAGAGCUCAGUGACCCGAGUAGUCUUCUUGCGCUUGGUGGCAAUUGUAGUCACGUUUCCCAUUUUCAUGCUGGUCUUGGGCCGUUCCACUGGAGUGCUCUUUUGGCUGAAGCACAUGUGGAAAUCUGCUGGCUACUUGGGAACUCUGGCGAUAGCAUUGCCUUUGUCAGACUACUUCCAGGUGCAACUGCAAUUGAUCACGUUCACACCAGUUGCAUCUGCCGUGACAGACGCCAUUGCCUGGAUUAUUUCGUUCGUCCUGUUGACGUUCCGCGAUCGCAUCGAGCUGCUCAACUCUGCAUUGAUUGGCGCCAUCCUUGUUGUGCCGACCACGGUAUUUCACUGGUACGCUGUCCUAAGUGAUGCUCCACCAUCAGACUCUGCAGCCGUCAGCUAGCUUGCUCAGAAAAGAGACUGCACACUGGAUGAUGAUGAUUUACUUGCAGAGUAUUGACAUCACUGUUGUUGCUCCCAUGCACCACCACUUGUGAAGACUGCGCACUGCCGACACAAGCCCUACAGACAAAUGCUCGCAUAUCAACGACUCCUGGAAACAGACAUGCACUCGCCAUAGUGCAUUGACAGCUGCCAUGUCAUCAAGUUGGCACGUUUCUUUCGCCAACAUCCAGGCAGCGGAGUGCCCAUGGAUGGCAAGCAACUGGUCAUAUUUUACAACUUCUAUUCUCGCCUGAUGACAAUAGUACUCCAAGAUUGGUCACACACAAACAAAACAGUCAAGCACAUCGAGGCUAACGUCCAAUAUAUAAUUAUUUCAUUAUUCCUUUUUAGACAAGAACAAAAUUCAGAGCAAAUACUGCAGCUAACAAAUUUGCUUUUCCUUCUUCCAUAUCAGAUUGAAGUGCGCUAUUUAUGCCUGCUUCAUUGGUACAAAUGAGGACCUAUGUUGGUCCUUACCAUAUCAUCUACUCACUGUCUGUGUUUCAUCCGUAUUAUUUAGCCACUAAUUACAGUAUUUCACCAUGAA